GCGGCGCGGCUGGCGGGGGGAGGAAGGACUCGGGGGGAGCCCCCCCGUCCCGAGCGCCCCCCGCGGAGGAUCCGGUGGCCGCGAUGGGAAGGAAGGAGGAGGCUGAACCCGCCGGCAGUUUUGUCGCCCCCGUUUUUCUUUUGAGAAAGAGGCUGUGACCCCGGGUCUUUCGCUCGGGUAGAAGAGCUGGGCUUGGAACCCAGCCCGAGGGUACACUGCAGCCCAGGGGGACGCCACGCCGUACACCUGGGAUGGUGGAGACCAAGGACUUGGUGCAGCUCCGGCAGCUCAACUUGGCGCUCCUGAAGCAGCUGUGGGCCGGGCAGGAUGCCGUGCGGCGGUCAGUGGCCAAGGCGGCCUCGAAGUCAGCCCAGGACUCCACCAGCAGCUAUGACUCCCAGACACCAUCGUCCCAGGAGACGUCUUUAAUGGCCUUCAGACCCUCCAGCCUACAGGACACCCAAGAGAGUGAUCCCUGUGAUACGUCCUGGUCUGAUAGGACCAGCUCUGGAGUGAUCUCUCUGCCAUCUGCCAAGUACGGACACCAGGCAUCCCUGGGCUCUCUGAGGCCCUACUCGGCACCCUUGCUGGCCAUCUCAAACUCAGAUGACCCAGAGGUUUCAGCAGAGCUGGACAGUCCCGGGCCUCAGGAGUCCCAGGCCCAGAGCUCCACCCUGGAUCAGCAAAGCAGGCUGUCCAAGUCAAGAGUGACCUUCAGUGAGGAGGCUGCACUGCCUGACAAGAGCUGGCGCCUCAGGCCGUACUUAGGCUACGACUGGAUUGCAGGGUCUCUGGACAACACUUCACCCAUCACCAGCAAGCCCGAGGCCUUCUUCUCGAAGCUACAGGAUUUCCGGGAAGCCAACAAGGAGUUGUGCAUUAACAGUGACCCCGACCCCCAGUUCCUCGGCCCGCGGGAGAGCAGCGGCGUGGAGGAGGACCAUGAAUGCGUGUACUGCUAUCGCGUCAACCGGCGGCUGUUUCUGGUGCCUUCUGAUCCCGGCACCCCCUGCCGCCUGUGCCGGACCCCUCGGGACCAGAAGCGUCCUGACACUCUGGCGGCGCCGGCGCAGGUCAGGGUGAGCAUCCCGCUGUCCAUCCUGGACCCCCCGCACCGGUACCGCAUCCACCGGCGGAAGAGCUUUGAUGCCUCCGACACGCUGGCCCUGCCCCGGCACUGCCUGCUGGGCUGGGACAUUGUCCCUCCGAAGUCUGAGAAGAGCUCAGCCCCCAAGAGCCUGGACCUCUGGUCCUGUGUCUUCUCCGAGGCCCAGCACCAGAAGCUGUCAGCUGCCAGUACUUCCCACCUGGCCCUGCCAGCCAGGGUCCCGCCAUUCACCCCAAUCUGGUCAGAAGCCCAGCCGCGCGCCCCCUGGCUGAAGCCCUGAGGACUGGCCACUUGGAGGAGGAGGACAGAGCCCCUACUGUCACCUGGGACCCCUCUCCUCUGCUGGAGCACCCACGACAAGGGAGCCCUGCCUGGCCUCAGCUGGAGGUGGACUUGGGUCCCCCCCCCCUCCUAGUUGGGCAGGUGGAUGGGCCCAGGCCUUUCUCCUUCCUGGGGACAGAGGUGGGGUCUCCAGGGUCGGGAAGUGACGGGAAGAAGAUUCUGCGGCAUGUCUAUAAAUAAAGCUCAGUCUGACUGAGUUCUCCCAUUCUUCCUUGUCCCUAAAGCUGGGGGCCAUUGCUGAGAGCCUCUCUUGAAGGCCCUGGGCCAGUGGCUCCUCCCCUGCCCUCUCUAGCCCAGCCUGGGAGCCACGGGUGAUGAGAGCCACCGCAGGCACAGACAUGGAAGCCAAGAGCCAGGCUGGAGGCCGGGUUGGCAGAGGGUCCGGAUAUCUCCUUCUGGGUUACCAGCCAGUAUCUGUUUUCCUCCUCAUAGGUAGAACAUGAUGCAAUUCCUGCUUUUGUAGGAUAAAAAUGGCAUAAGUGGGAGGCCGGAGCCCAGAGGAGGCACGUGGUUUUUUUUUGAGGUUUCUCAGCUCAGAGGGCUGGAACGCGAGGGUUGUGGCCUCCACGGGAGCUGGGACACCCGGGAAGCGUGGUCUGCCUGCUGCGCGUGGCUCACGUUCUAGUCAGGGCGGGGGAGGUUCUGCUGCAGGAACUGACGGACCCGCCAACUCUCAGGGCCUUCUGUGGGUUCCAGUUUGUCCGCGUACACAUCCCUGCUCAUUUUCUGCUUUUUUUUUUUUUUUUUUUUAAAUUUAUUUGACAGACUGAGAUCACAAGUAGCCAAAGAGGCAGGCAGAGAGAAGAAGGGAAGCAGGCUCCCCUCUGAGCAGAGAGCCCGAUGCGGGGCUGGAUCCCAGGACCCUGGGAUCAUGACCUGAGCCGAAAGCAGAGGCUUUCAAACACUGAACCACCCAGGCGCCCCUAUUUUCUGCUUUUUUGAUGCUAGCCAUUCGAAUGGGUGUGAAUUGGUAUCUCAUUGUGGUUUUGGUUUGUAUUUCCCUGAUGAUGAGUGAUGGGGAACUUUGUUUCUGGGCUUAUGGGCCAUCUGUAUGUCUUCUUUGGAGAAACGUACAUUCAAGUGCUCUGUUCAUUUUUAAAUCGGGUUGUUUGGGGUUUUUUUGUUUGUUGUUGGUUUUUUUUUUUUAUGUUGUUCACAUGUCAUUUUAAGUCAUAGGGCCUGUGGGAGUCAGUGGUUUUGUUAGAAAUUCUCUGGCCAGAGGGAAAAGAGAAUCUGGAAACCUUCAGCCAAACAAAAGUUACAAAUUUACAGCUGAGAUCAGCUUAGAAGUUCAGCUGACCCAAAAAGCCACAGUUGGACCGAGACAGAUGUUUCCCAUCAAAGUCCUGACUGCCUGUUGGGUCCAUGAAAGCCUCAGGGUAGGUGGUUUCUCUGGAAACACAAUUCUUUUGAAAAUGUAGGUUUCACCAGUUUACUUCCAGUCACUCCUCUGUACGAGAAACCACACCCAUGGUCUCCCAACACCGUGACCCCAUUGACAGUCAGACUCGCCCUUACUUUGUCCGCCACCGGGAAAAGUGGGUCUAAGCUCUGCCGCCCAGCCUGUGAGAUUGUGCUACUCUCAGAGAUGUUAAAAUGUGAAAGGAUUUGCUACUUAGAAUGAAUGAGACACAACAAUGUCUAUUUUUUAAAUUAAAAAAUUGUUUCAUUUUAUUCUUUUUUAA
Mustela lutreola (European mink) is the source of this 3135-nucleotide messenger RNA. RefSeq names its product migration and invasion inhibitory protein (gene MIIP). Bases 252 to 1388 code for a protein of 378 amino acids. Lineage: Eukaryota; Metazoa; Chordata; Mammalia; Carnivora; Mustelidae. The record is from RefSeq and is a predicted model, not a curated record. Gene Ontology annotation, biological process: negative regulation of cell migration; negative regulation of G2/M transition of mitotic cell cycle. The transcript has 11 exons.